AUGAAUAUGAUGUCAGGUUUUGUUCCUGUCUCGUCUUCUAAUUCUCCUCGUGUGUAUCCUUCUAGUGGUUCUGGUGGUUCUGGUUCGUGGGUUGGACACAAAAGAGGUCGUGAAGAUGCAGUUGUUGGUUCUUCUUCUCAUCAAGAUAUCACCACGGUUCAUAGAAAUAUUGCUGAUUUCAUAUUACCUACUUCACAUGAAAACUCACCGUCAGUGACAGAAACAACUGCAACUGCAACUACACCUACACCUUCAAGUACAAGCAAUGCAACGCAGUCUAGUGAAGCAGCUUCAACAAAUGAAGAAGAAACCGGAGAGAUAAGAAGAAGAUACAGAGGAGUUCGACAGAGACCAUGGGGAAAAUGGGCAGCAGAAAUUCGGGAUCCACACAAAGCAGCAAGAGUAUGGCUCGGAACAUUCGACACUGCAGAAGCUGCAGCAAGAGCUUACGAUGAAGCUGCAUUAAGAUUCAGAGGAAACAGAGCCAAACUCAACUUCCCUGAAAAUGUUACAGCAACUCAACAACGAACUUUUCCGGUGAAUACUUCGUCUUCAAGCCUAUCUAUUUCUCCUGCACAACCGCAAAUGCAGCCCCAACAACCACCACCGUUUGUUCAAUUUCAAGACUCGUCUGAGUUGUUAAGAGACUAUUAUCAGUAUUCUCAGAUUCUGAAAGGUUCUGGUGAUCUUCAAGGACUUGAGCAAUGGUUCUACGAACCACAAAUGGCCAUGAUUCAUCCAUCUUCUACGAUGUUAUCGCCGUCCCCGUCCCUUUCUUUGUCGUCUUCUUCAUCUUCAGCUACAUUUUCACCUUCCAGUCAAUUAUCCUCUGCUUCACUUCCUCUGUUUCCUGGUCAGCAAAUGGAGUUUUUCCGGCAGCCGGAAGAUCACUCUCGUAGCGGUGGUACCUUCCAUUUACCACCUUCAACAUGGUCAGAUACUGGUGGCUAUCGUCCUCCUCCACCGCCACCUUCUUCUGGUUGA
Messenger RNA from Vicia faba (fava bean), 984 nucleotides. NCBI's taxonomy places the organism in Eukaryota, Viridiplantae, Streptophyta, Magnoliopsida, Fabales, Fabaceae. The record is from the annotation of a GenBank genome assembly.